UUUUAAGAUUAGAUGUCUUGGAGAGACCGUGAUUUUGAUCCACACGGUGGCCGAAAUGCUUUCCGAUUAACUGAUGAAUCGAAACAGUCAUCUUCAGAACGAGCAGCUUCAAUGAGAGCAAUGCGUUCAUUUACUCAAUCAAUUGAAGAUGAAGGUCCACCAGAAUUACCAGCUUCACUUGACAUCGAUAUGAUUGAAGGAGUCAGUAUGAAAACAUCUGAUACAAAUGACACAAUCAUUGAAGUUAAGCCUGGAAAGGUGGAUCCUCAACUUGGAGAGACCCAGAAAUAUAAAAUGGCAGUACCUGGUCCCGGGCACUCUGAACAAGAACAAGAACUUCACAAAAGUUUGAUAAGGGACGAAGAAGAAGAUGCAGAAGUUGAACAAGUAUUUGCAGCAUCUGCAGAACCAGUUGUGACACCUCCAAAAAGUUUGAACUUCGCUGAAACAGCUGAAGAACUUCGGCACGCGUAUGAUCAGAAAAUUCGAAAAAGGCCUACAACUCCAACAUCUGCGUGUGUUUUAGAUGGAAUCGCAUUCUUUGCUGGAAGUGUUGAUGGUUCUAAUGAUACAAUUCCAACAGAUGCAGAGAAAAAGAUUAAAGUGUCGAUUCCAAGUGGUCGAAGGAGAAAAACAGAGAAUAUGUCAUAUUCAGAAUUUUACGAGUCGAUGGCAAAUCAGAUACCCGGAGGUGGUGGUCGAAGGAUGAGUCAAUCUGGAAGAACAACUCCCCUUCAUGACUAUGAAGGAGAUAUUCUUGAUGAAAAUCCACAAUACAAGGAUAAAGCUCCUCCUGCUCCGGUUGUUCAUCGAAGGUCAAGUAUCGAAUGGGAAAAUUUCGCCGACAUGGAAGACAAAAUGGAACAAGCAGAAGAAAAAGCAAGAAAGGAAGAGAAAAAAGAAAAAGAGGAAACCGCGGAAGUUGCGCAGAACGAUGAUGUCACUACAGAAAAACAUCAGAACGAAGUAGAAAAGUCGAAGAAGAUGUUGAAUUUCCUCGCGAAACCUCCAACAGUGGAAAUAACAUCACCAGAUGCACCACACCAAGGGGCUUUUCACGACAACACUCCAAAAGAACCUAAAGUUGUUGAAGAAGAAGAGGACGACGAUCUGCCAACAUUCUCAGAAGAUAUGGAUGAAGCAAGGCAGCAAGUGAUGAAAGAAAUGACUGAAUCUGUUGUGAAGACUGAAAAUGUGGAGAACGAGAAGCAAGAAGACACCCAUAUAUCAGAAGGACACGUGGAAUACGGUACAGAAGAAUCACCUGCAGUAACUGAUGGAAGUUAUCAACAAGAUGGGACUGAAAAUGCUUAUGAUCCAAAUGCUUAUCCUGGUUACAUCUGGAAUUAUGAAACACAGGAAUGGGAAUACGAUCCAAGCUAUGUUGCUCCAGAAGAGCCUAUCGACCAGUCUGCAUAUGAAGCACAAGCAGCAGCUUACGCUGAAGUCGAUCAGAGAGCUGCAGAGGUCGUGUAUCAACGAGAACAUGCUGGAUAUGAUCAAGGAGAUUUUUACACUCAUCAAGAUACGAGCUAUUCUUCAGAAGCAUAUGCUCACGAUCAAGCUAAAGGAUAUCAAGAUCCGAAUGCUUAUGGAGCAGAAGCUGCAGCAGACAAUUCUCAAGAAUACGACUAUUCUGCAUAUGGAGGUUAUGAAGGUUAUCUAGCUGCAUGCAGAGCAUAUGAUGAAGAAAGUCAGCAACCACAAUAUGGAGAAACUGUAGCAACUGAAGCAUAUUCUCAGGAUUAUGGUUAUGAGCAACAAGGUGAUUAUCAUCAUGAAGGAGUUGGAGCAACUGACGAAAAUUCAACAUCAGCAAUAUCAGGUUAUGAACAAAAUGGUGCAAGUACUUCCUUAGGAUAUGGUGAUGCUCAAGGAUACGAUGGGUAUGAUCACAAUGCGUCAUACUAUCAAGGCCAGGAAUAUCAACAAGAAUAUUAUCAAAACCACAAGUAUGAAAAUUCUCAAUAUCAAGUUGAUCAGCAUCCAGCCGAAUCAGCUGCUCCACCUCGACCUGUUGCUCCAAUGGAACCACUUUUCAAACAAGCUCCUCCACAGCCAGAUCCAUUCGGAUGGGAUUCAUCCGGUCACACAGGUGAUGCUCCAACAGCUUCGGAACCGGUUCAAGAGUUAUCUCCAACACCAGAAGCUUCAUCAUCUACUGGAACAUCUGCUCCAGCAAGACCACCACCGGCAAGACCAGAAGCUCCAAAAAAGGACGAGACUGCUGUUGACGCAGCCGCACCUCCGAGACCUCCCCCAGCAGCCCGUCCACCACCACCACGACCAGCACCAGCUAAUAAAGAAAAACCGAAAGAGCCAGAGCCAGAAGAAGAUGCAUGGGCGCAGUUCAAACGAAUGACGGAGAAGGUCAGCACUGCAGUAAAAUCAACAGAGAGUACUCUGAAAAACUUGGAGGAGACAUCUGCAGCGAAUGACAUAAAGGAUGAAAGCUAUCUAGCAAAUGUGGGAGGCUCACAAGGAUUUGUUAAUGAAUCGACACAAAAAGAGAUUCAAAGGUUGACAGAAGAGAAGAAAAUGGAGAAACUUCAGAAGAAAAAGCUAAAGCAGCAAGGAAAGAAAGCUGCAACCCCGACAUUGGAACCUGAUGAAGAAGACGCAAUGGAUCGGGCUGCACAAGAGUUAGCGAUGAAAAUGGCAAGCAUGAGAAGCGAUAUGGCUGAUUGGAAAGCCCCAGAAAUGAUUCCAGUUAAAGAAAUAAAAAAGGCCCCAGAGAUCAGAAGAGUAGAUUCAGCAUCUGCGAUUCCCCCAAGAAAGAGAAGUUCAAUAAAAGAUGUUCAACAAGAUUCUGGAGGUUCCCUUGAGCUUCCACCUCACCUAGCGGCUCCUCAAGAUUCAAUUGCCCCAAAUCCAAAAGGAGAUCAUGCUCCAGAUGAUCCAAUACUUUCUGCACCUGCAUGGGCUGAUUUUGAAACCUCUGAGCCAAUGCUUCCACCAAGUGAAUCUGGAUUCUUCUCGAAUAAAGAUGCUUCAAAUGAAGGUGGUGUGUCAAGAGAUGCUACCGAUGAUCCAUUUGUGACAACUGUAGCUAGUUCUGAAAAGAGAUCUAGUUUUGUAGCAGAUCCUUUUGCACCACAGCAAGCUGCUCUGAUUGAUGAGAGUUACGAUCCAUUUGCUGUGGUUGCAGUGGAAGAAGUCGUCGCAAUGGCAAAAGCAAAAGCCGAACAAGCUGCUGCUAAUGCUGAAAAUGAAGAUGAUUUCUACAAUGGACGACAAUCUCCAACACUGUCAACACCAACUCCAGAGGGUGGCAGCCCAAUUAGCCAGCAACGCCCAAAUGCGUUUGAAGAUGAUUUCAAAUGUGCAGAACUCACUGGCCUUGAUACACCGACUCCGUUAUAUGAUGAAGAUGAUUCUCAACCUCUCACAGACUUUAUUCCGAAAUUUGAUGGAGAUGGUUGGGAUCUUAUGGUAAGACAUCCUAUCAAAAAGAAGUCAUUUAUGGCUGAAAGAUGUUGGAAACCUUGUUAUGUUCGACUCCAUGGACUGACACUGUAUUUAUACAAUGACAAAAAAGAUGCUCAACCAAUUCAAGAACUUCUUCUUCAAGCAACGUAUUCGUUGUCAGAUACAACGCUUCAAGCAUAUGAUGUUUAUGGAAAGAUUCACACUGUGAAAUUGCAAUUUGUAGUUUAUAAAGAAAAAGUUGGAAUUCGUCCAGGACAAAUCAGUCGAUUAGUUGAUGGCCACAUCACAAAAUAUGGUUUACCUCUAGAACAUUCUGCUCAAUGUACAGUUCUCUUAAAGUUCGGAUCCCUGAAUGCGUCUCACCUCCAAACUUUUGUCACGACUGUUGAAGAUCUUUUAUUUAAAUGCAAAAUUACUCGAACUGCAAAACCAGUUUACAAACAAGAUGAAGUUCAAAUUCAUUGCUAUGAUGAAUAUUCUGCAUUUGUAGACAAGGAAGGUAUUCUGUCAGAUCAGAAAGCCCGCGUUCGACUCUUUUGUCUUGCAUUCCUCACAGGAUCACCAGUUCUUGAAGUUGGAUUAAAUGAUAGAAGACGACAAGGAAAAGAAAUUGUUAGAAGGAAAGAUAUUCUGCCAAUGUAUACGGAAAGAUGGAUUCGAUUUGAAGCUUUGGAGUUUCAUUCAAUUGUGAAUAAACCAGAGUUUGAUAAGGAACAAGUUAUUGCAUUCAGUCCACCUGAUGGAUGCUUCUUUGAGAUAAUGCGUUUCCGAGUACGUCCACCCCGCAAUCGUGAAAAAGCAAUGACUGUGAAGUCUAUCAUGAAAAUUGCUGGAUCGAAAGUCGAAAUUAGAAUUGAAGCAAUGGCUGCUGCUCAAAUUCAACGUACACGUGGAUCCGAUGAACGUCGUAAUAUACCAUGUGAAGAUAUUGCAAUACGAUUCCCAAUUCCUGAAGCUUGGAUUUAUUUAUUCCGAGAAGAACGUCAUUGGGGAGUAGGAUCAAUUCAUUCCAAAAAACUUCGACCCGGAAAAGUGAAGAAUCUCAAAGAUCGACUUCUAGGAGCAGUUCAAGCAAGUGAACCUAAUCUUAUUGAAUGUGCAAUUGGAGAGGCUAAAUAUGAACAUGUAUAUCGUUCACUUGUAUGGAGGAUUCCAAGACUUCCAGAAAAACAUCAUGCAGCUUACAAAUCUCAUUUACUAAAAUGCCGAUUUGAACUGUCAUCGUUCGAUUUAAUGCCAGAAGAGUUUCUUCCAAGAUGUGAUGUUGAUUUCACAAUGCCUCUGGCAACUGUCUCGAACACUGUAGUAAGAUCAGUAUCAGUUGAACAACAUGAAGAUAGUGAUCGCGUGGAAAAGUUUGUCAGAUAUGUUGCUAAAUAUCAGUAUAAGGUUGAAAUCGACUACGUGCAAUGUGCCGAUCUUGAUCUCGACAUGGCGGAUCCAUCAGUAAAUCCUGAAGCAGCAGCAGCUCCAGUUCCAGAACUUCAUCAACCAACAUUUAAUCCAUCUACCCAAGAGUCUGAUACUCAACAAGGCUACCGAAUUGAUUUCAACGAAGCCGAAAUGGGCGGUUCAAAUCGUCGCGACGACUCGAGUUCCGAUGAAGAACCUGAUAGUCAUAAAAUGCCAAUUAUACAAAUUGAUAUGAAGAAUUAUGGAUAUUAAUUUAUUAAAUCGUUUUGUUGUGCUUCAAAUAUAGCUUUAAAAUUCUAGUAACUUAUUAAUUUUCAUAUUUUAUUUUCAAAAGUAUUUUAAUAUUAUUUUCAAUUUUUCCGAUGCUCGUUUCACUUCAAAAUCUCACCCCAAAUAGCUUCACAUUGUGAUCUCUUUCAUUUGUUUUUUUGCAAUAAUUGAUGAAUUAAUAAUAAUAAUAAUUAUACAAGUCAGUAGAUAUGGUUUGAAAGUUUAGAAAUUAGACGCAACACUUUUAUAAUGCUAUAAUAAAGUAUUGAAUUUAUGAAAUAUG
Caenorhabditis elegans is the source of this 5395-nucleotide messenger RNA. It is a transcript of the gene unc-41, whose product is annotated as Putative stoned B-like protein. Bases 13 to 5094 code for a protein of 1693 amino acids. The record is from RefSeq and is marked reviewed. Gene Ontology annotation, cellular component: cytoplasm; synapse. Gene Ontology annotation, biological process: endocytosis. Lineage: Eukaryota; Metazoa; Nematoda; Chromadorea; Rhabditida; Rhabditidae. The transcript is spliced from 12 exons.